AUGUACAAAUAUUCUAAGUAUAUUGAACACAAAAAAUACCAUGAAAGAAGAGAUCAAACUAAGUUUGAUACCAUUCCUAAUAUAAAAUUGUGCAAAUUAAACGGUGUUUGGAAAAGUAAAACCAAUGAAUUUAAAUGUAACAUUUGUUUCCAAAAAUGCUACAAUGAAAAGAAUUUGGCCGAACAUAUGGAAACUCAUGACAAUUGUCAAACACAGUGUAGUGAUUGCUUAGAUUAUGUUUCAGUUUCUGAAUUGAAUAAUCAUAUGGAAAAUAUACAUAAUAAACAUUUAUUUAAAUGUCAGAAGUGUAACCUACAAUUUCAAAAACAACAACAAUUAAAUUGUCAUUUACUUCAUUGCUUAAGAAGUUCAAAAGUUUGUAGUGAAAUCAAUGCUAUUGAAAAAACGUGUUCUGCUUGUGGAAUGGUUUUUAAUAGUUCUUUAUCAUUGAUAAAUCAUACAAAUAUUGGUUGUAAACAUUACACUUGUAAAUAUUGUGGACAAUUUUUUAGUACAAGGAAUUUUUGGCUAAAACAUACGGAUGUUCACAAAAAAGUUGAACAAUGUGCAAUGUUGAAAGUAAGUACUGAUAAAACAUCUACAGUAAGAGAAUAUAAUCAAACUGAGGUUGUUAAUGAUCCUUCUUUUAAUACAAAUGGAAGCCAAUUCUUAUCCAGAGAUAUUACAGGAAGAUAUAGCUCAGAUCAUACCAGAUUAGUGAACAGCAGUUCAACAAUUGUUUCGACUACUCCACAUGAAUCAAUGCCGAACAAUUACAUUAUUCCAAAUCCUGAGAAAACUGAUAUCUUAGAAAAAAAUAGUUCAGAUCAAACAUGUUUAGUUAACAGCUCAACAAUUGUAUCGACUGCUCCACACACCUAUAUCCCGAAUAAUAACAUUGUUUCAAAUUCAGGGCAAAGUGAAAUCUUAUUGAAUACCUUGGAAAGAAAUAGUUCAGAUCAAAUAGGUUUAGUAAGCAGCAAUUCUAAAACUGUAUCAGCUACUCCUAUGGCUCCACGGCCCUCAAUGCAGCCAUUCCGUGAGAAUCUUCCAUCCUUAUCGAAUACCUUGGAAAGAAAGAGUUCAACCCAAAUAGAACACCAUCUAGAAAGGAGAAAUUUAUUUCCAGAGACGGUGGUUCCAGAAGACAUAUUUCGCAACAGAAUUAUGAUUAUAAAACAGGAAAAAUUCUAUCAUAAUACUGUCAGAGACCAUUUUCAACGUCAAAUAAUAAUCCAGCAAUCAAAUGAAUUGGGACAGCAAUCAAGUGUAUCGAUUUCCCCACAUAAUUCAUUAGGAAACAACAAUAGCCCUGUUCUAAGUAUUAAGCAGGAAAAAAAUAGUUUAGAACAAAAUUUAGCAAACAGCAAUGAAUCAAUUGUAUCAACUGCUUCACAAAACUCAAUGGCAAACAAUUUCAAUUUACUAAACAUAAAGCAAGAAAAAAACUUGGAUACAAAUGACAGAGAAAGUAACAGUUCAGAUCAAGCGGAUUCAGUGAAUAGCAAUGAAUCAACUUUAGCAAAUGAACCUCGUAAUUUAAUGGCAGAACAAAACCCUAUUAAUAUAGCCAAGAAUAAUAUUGUACCUACAGUUAGAGAAACACCUUAUUUCUGUAUUAGAAAAUUGCCUAAUAUUAAAAAUGUACUUGGCUAUAAUGAUCAGACACCACAAAACAAUGUUAUAUUUAUAUGUAGAAUUUGUAAAAAUACACCAUCUACAGAUAUACAUUCAUUUGCAUUACACAUGAGUGAUCACAGUGAGUGUAAUAUGCAUGAAUGUAUUGUGUGUGAUAAAACAUUUAACUCUGUAAUUAUUUGGAAAGACCACAUGACUUAUCAUCAACAGCAAAUAGAUUUAAAUAUGUCAUCAAUUCAGCUUAACCCUACAGAAACUGAAUCUAAUGCAUUAUACCCUAUUAAAUCUAGAACAUUUAAACCUCAAGUUUUUAAAAACCUAAGAAAUAGAAAAUCUGAGGGAUCUUUAUCGGAUGAUUCAUAUUCAGCUACAGCAAAGUUAAAUAGUGGCAACAAAAUUAAAUACCAAAAUGACUGUAGUACAUUUAAAAAAGUACUUCCUUCCACAAGCGCAUUAAAAGUUCAUCAAACUCUUCAUAAUAAAUCACAACCAUUUUCCUGUAGGUAUUGUGAUAAAACAUUUUCUGGAAAGGGUCCAUGUACAAAUCAUGAAAAAUCUCAUAUCAACUCGCACAAUUUUUUAUUACAAAAUAAUGAGAAUAUUCAACUUGAACCAAUUGUAAUCCAAAAUAGCAUAAGUAUAGAAGACAACAACUCUGAUUCUGAGACAAUCUCAAUAAAACAAAAUAAAAAUAACAAAUCAUCAUUAAUUAAAAAAACGAAUUUCUGUAGUUUCUGUAAUAGAAAAUUUACAAAGCGCUGUUAUUUUACAAACCAUAUGAUGAUGAAGCAUAAGAUAAAUCCAAACACACCAAAACAACUUACAUCGAUUGAUUGUAACGAAUCAAUCAUUCCGUCUGAAAACAUAGAGUUGACUAAUGAAUACGAAAACAAAUUAUCAGUUCCAGUAAAUAACAAAAAUAACAAUCUGAACAACCAUGUUAAUAAAAGCAAUGAAAAGAAAUCAACAUUUUGCAUGUUUUGCAACACACAUUUUGCACAUCUCGGUGCUUUCACCAAUCACAUGCGUAUUCAUGGUUGUAAAACAUACGAAUGUCAAUACUGCCACAUGCAAUUUAGUAGGAAAGGCCUUUAUAUUAUGCAUGAGAAAACACAUGUCAUAAAUAAUGUAGUUAAAAGUGCUCCCAUUCAAAACAAAAAUAAUAUAGUUGUAGAAGUUAAUGAUGAACCGCAAAUGGAGCGUUUUAAUGAUUCUGAGGUUCAUAGUCCAAUUGAUGGUAAUUCAAGCGGUACAAAUUUGAUGGACAUAGAACAUUUAUGGUUUCCCUGUGAUGUGUGUGAGAAAAAAUUCUCUACUCCGUUUCAAUUGAAUGAUCACCGAAAGUCACAUUCUGAAAUUGUACCAUAUGUAUGUAAGAUUUGUAAUAAAACUUAUCAGUUGAAAUUUCGAUGGAAUUGGCAUUUAAAAGGCCACUACAAAAAACACAAUGCAAAUUUAAAAAGUAAGCAGCAUACUAAUAAUCUAAAAUCGAACAUUACUAAACUAAAGAUUGAAUCUAUAAGUCAUAAAGAUAAAAUGAAAUGUCAAUAUUGCAAAAAAGAAUAUAACUCAAUAUCUCAGUGGAAAAAACAUAUGACAAUGAGCAGGGAAUGUCGUCGUCAUUGUAAAAGUAACCUUCCAGAGUUUACAUCAAAUAAAGCUACGAAGAAUUCUACCAAAUCUGGUCGAUUCAGAUGUAAUAUAUGUAUGAAAACAUAUAGUACCUCUUACAAUCGGACAGUACAUAAAAAAAAUGUUCAUAAAGUGUCAGAUUCAGCUUAUUUGAAUACCUAUGAUAAUAUCGAUUUACAAAAAGACGAAUUAAUAGACACAAUUCCACAAAAAGACGAAUUAAUAGACACAAUUCCACGAAAAGACGAUUUAAUAGACACAAUUCCACAAAAAACAGCGAUUAGGAAACGAAAUAGACGUUGUCACAUAAAUGGCACUAAAUGUGAGUUAUGUGGUAAAACAUACAGCAAUGGAGCUAAUUUAAAUCGCCACAUAUCCAUAAUUCACACUAAACGUUUUGAACCUAUGACUUGUAAUGUUUGUGGAAGUACAUUUAAGCAUAAAUAUUCUUACAGAGAACAUUUAAAAACUAAACACAAACAAUUAUUUAAACAUUAUGAAGAAACAAACUCUACAUAUAAAAAAAAAAGACAGCAAAUCAUAUCAGUAAAUAAAACAAAUACUAUGAAAUACUUUUGCACAUUAUGUAAAAUGAAGUUUGCUGACAAUAUUUCAUUACAAGAACAUUCAAAGAUCCACACUUUAAAUAUGUAUAAGUGUAACGACUGUGGUCAGCAGUUUGAAACAAAUCUUACUCUAGGUACUCAUAUUUUGGAAAUCCACAGUGCCAGUAUUUCUACAUCUAAUAAAAAUGAACAUGUUGAGAAUUAUGAGACACAAAAUACUUCUCUAGAAAUAAUGAAUUAUAAUUUUACUCAGUGUGAAGUUUGUUUAAAAAUCUUAAAAACCCCAAAAUAUUUAAGAUUACACAUGAGAUUACACACUGGUGUCAAACCAUUCAAAUGUGAUAAGUGUAACAAGACUUUCAGAUUUAAAACAAACUUAAAAGUGCAUCAGAAGAAAGAUUUGGCAUGUUAUACCCCAUAA
This is a messenger RNA of Macrosiphum euphorbiae (potato aphid), 4257 nucleotides long. NCBI's taxonomy places the organism in Eukaryota, Metazoa, Arthropoda, Insecta, Hemiptera, Aphididae. The record is from the annotation of a GenBank genome assembly.